AGCCGUCAGUAGUAAGGAUUGUGUAAAGAUGGCGGAGCUACAGAUGCUGCUGGAGGAGGAGAUUCCUGCGGGACGGAGAGCCUUACUGGACAGUUUUACCAACCUGGAAAGAGUGGCGGAAUACUGCGAGAGCAACUAUGUCCAGUCUGCAGACAAAGAACGAGCGCUGGAGGAGACGAAGAGCUACACCACCCAGUCUCUGGCUAGUGUCGCCUACCUUAUCAACACACUGGCCAACAAUGUGCUGCAGAUGCUCGACAUCCAGGCCUCCCAACUGCGCCGCAUGGAAAGCUCCGUCAACCACAUUUCACAGACAGUCGACAUCCACAAGGAGAAGGUGGCGAGGCGGGAGAUCGGCAUCCUGACCACCAACAAGAACACAGCUCGCUCCCAUAAGAUCAUUGCUCCUGCCAAUCUGGAGAGGCCUGUGCGCUACAUCAGGAAGCCCAUCGACUACGGUGUGCUGGAUGACACGGGACACGGAGUCAAGUGGUUGAUGAGGUUCAAGGUAAAUGGCCAGCAGAGUAUGAAACUAGGAGGAGGCCUGUCCCGCUCCAAUCCCCCGACUCAGAAACCGCCAAGCCCUCCGAGAGCCGGCAAAGGAAUUUUAGGGCACAAGAACUCCCCCUACAGGACACUGGAGCCGGUACGCCCCCCCGUGGUGCCCAACGAUUACGCCUCCAGCCCGACAAGAAACAAUACGGGUGCCGGACAGCUUCCGAGUCCGGUCCGCACCGCCACCCUGAACCAGCGACCCCGAACGUACAGCGGUAGCAGCGGAGGCAGCCACCCCAGCAGCAGCAGCCGCAGCAGCAGCAGGGAGAACAGCGGCAGCGGCAGUGUGGGGGUUCCCAUCGCCGUGCCCACGCCGUCCCCGCCCUCCACCUUCCCAGUCUCCCCAACCGCUGGACCCUCCAGCUCUCCCUCCACCGCUCCCAACUCCUCUCCUUCUCCCUCACCGACCCCGUCCUCUUUCUCCUCUUCCUCCUCCACCACAACCUUGACCCAGCCUAAUGCACCUCUAGCACCAAACUCACCCGCACACCAAGCGGACUCAUCCCCUCACACAAGCUCACAGACAAAUGUACCAAACGCCAACAGCUCCCCACCUUCUAACCCUUCUCCCAGCACCUCCGAAGUCCAGUCCCAGCUGCCUUCUCUCCCUCCUCCUGCUCCUCCUCCUUCACUCUCCUCCUCCUCCUCAUCACCUGCUGAAGGUCCCUUCGUCCCUCAGUUCUACAGUAUGAACCGGCCUCAGCCCCGACAGCAGACCCCGCAGGUGGGGGGGUCACUUCCAUACCGCCGACCCCCCUCCGUGACUGGUCAGCCAAUAGCGACGCACAACCACGUCAAUGGAGGACCCUACUACAACCAGAGCCCAGCCUCGCCUCCUCCCCCGUCGCUCCUGCAGUUCACCCCUCAGCUGCCUCUGAUGGGUUUCGUUGCUCGAGUUCAAGAAUCCAGUAAGCCCAGCUGUCCUGUUACAGACACUCCCCCUCCUCCUCAACCCUCAGAGACCCAUUCAGGGCCUGACGACUCUCUGCCCACCCCUAAACCUUCAGAGGACGGACACGGUGAGGACGACUCUAAAGUAGUGGAGUACAGCGAUCCGUACGCUGAAGAGGACCCACCCUGGGCCCCCAGAAACUACCUGGAGAAAGUGGUGGCUGUAUAUGACUACACAGCAGACAAGGAGGACGAGCUGUCCUUUCAGGAAGGAGCCAUCAUCUAUGUUGUGAAAAAGAAUGAGGACGGGUGGUUUGAAGGAGUGAUGAACGCCACCACCGGCCUCUUCCCUGGAAACUACGUGGAGUCCAUCAUGCACUACGCCGACUGAGGGGGGAAAAAGCUAAUUAACCUGCAGUUCAGUUCUGCUGAUCUGAGCUUGAAGACCGAAGGGGACUUUGUUCUACCUUUCUAUUUUCCUCCUUUGGGUUCACACGGACCUCUCACAACUAAGUAAACAUUCAUCUUAGUGGGAUCUUAUGAUGAUUUAAUGGACUGGCUUUUAAGCCUUUUGUGUAGUUUUCUAAUCUCCCAGAUUAUCUUCAAAAUAUUCUGUGCUCUUCGUUUAUCUUGUUGAGAGCCGGCUGAACUUCAGCUAAUUUUGUGUCAAGCACAUUAGGCCGGGGGUGUUUCCAAACCGCUUUACUAACUGAUAAAUAACCUGCACACCACGCACACGCGAUGUUUUAGCUGUGAAUAGGUCCAUUUAUCAGAAUGCUGUUUCUCAUUCUUUCCGGUUGAGGUGGACAAAGUAAGAUUUUGGAGCCAGAGACACCAACAGUUGCGUCACUGGUGUGGGAGUUGUUUCUGCAAAGCCCUGCGUCUCUUGUGCAGCAAUAAGAAAUGUGCUUUGGAGGGCAGAGAAUUGUUCCUGGGGGGGUUUGUUUGUCUUCUCCACACCUACAGGGGGGUCUUAUGGUGAAUGGUAAAUGGUUUGUGUAGCGCUUUAUUAAGUCUGACGACCCCAAAGCGCUUCACACUACAGUCAGUCAUUCCCACAUUCACCCCGUGACGGUGGUGAGCUAUGUUAGUAGCCACAGCUGCCCUGGGCAGACUGACAGAAGCCAGGCUGCCAUACAUCUGCACCACCAGGCUCUGACCACCGCCAGGUUAUAAAAGGUAGAUUUUUUAACGUUUCCCAGGGCCCAAAGAUCAUUCAUAUCUUAGUUUAGAAUUAUAAAAAUAAUUAUAUUAUUUAUUUUUGGUCUUUCCAAAAGUUGUGUACUGUGCCUUGUAAAUGUUUCAUGGACUUCCCCACAUUUCGUCACAUUACAACCACAAACUUCAUUGUUUUUUCAUUCAGAUCGGACCUGAUAGACAAAGCGUAACGUGUAAUUGCGAACCUAAAGUAGCGCCACACAUCUCAGUCGCUUUGACAAAUUAAAAUCAGACGCGUUUGGCAUUCAGCCACCCUGAGUCGGUUAUUUGUAGAACCACCUUUCAUUUCUGUCACAGCAGCACCAUCGAUCUUCACAUCAGCCUGGACCGUCUUCCCUGCCACGGGGACGGGAGCUUCUCAACUUGCUCUUCUGAGCUUUGGGCUGUGGUUUGAUACCCUAACCCCGCUGUCAGCGGAUGGGUGUCCCCAACCCUUCCGCUGCGCUCCCUGGGCCUCCUGAUACGGUUUAUCAGAGUAAAGAGCACUGAAUGCGAAAACAGACAGCACACCUUUUGGAUUUUUAGUUCUUAAACAUCGUUUUUCUUUCACUCUACAUUCAUGCUCUACUUUGUGUUGGUCUGUCAGAGAAAAUCUGCAAGAAAUGCAAUAAAGUCUGUGGUAACGUGAACAAAUGUACAAAAUUCAGUAGUAUUUAAAACUCUUCUGAGAUGCCAUAAUCGAUGUGUUUUUUUAAUUAGAUUCAUGUUAAAAGCAGUGACAAGAGAGGCUGGAAAAUAAUUAAAAAGUAUGAAGGAAGAAGGUUUCCUGCUCCUGCCCUUAAUUGCUAUCGACUCCUUGGUGCAUUUUUGCUGUUAUGUGAAAGACGUGGAGCGCUUAAAGCUUUAGACCAAUCAGAUUGGAACAGCAGCGCUGCAGCAUUUGCUGGACCCUUUGAGGAGCUCUGCUUGCGUUUCUGUUUAGUCUGUGUCUGCUUUCUGUUUCCUCAGCAUUCACUCUGUCGUGCAAUCUUUUCGUCUGUUUGCUUUGUUUUUGCAUUUUGCCACGAGGACGGCAGGUGCUGAAACAUGUCAGAGGAAAAUCAGGCACUUCAUCACUAACAUUUCUGGGUUAUUUCAGCAACAUAAGCUUCCUCAGAAGAUCCUGACCUCUGGAAAAGAUCUUGUCCGUUCAAUGAAUCUUGAGAUUUCUGAAACGGAGCUGUGAGUUUGAGCACAGGCUAAAAUAUUCUGCAGAAACAAGCUAAUUGCCCCCCGGUCGCUGCAGGACGCACUGUGAGGGAGGAGCAGCUGGACCUGUCAGCUCAGCGUUCGGCCAUUUCAAACGGACACAGUUCAGAUUUAUUUAGGCCGCCAAAACUUCGCACUCACACAUCCGCCACUUUUUACGUGUCCCAAACACUGCUCUCCUUACACAUUAUAAACCCAGCCAGGAUUAAACACUUAAAGGAGCAAUAAGCGAUAUUUCACCACUGGGUAGAGCUUGAGCGCUGUCUGUAUAAAGUAUAAAGCCACGCUUCUCUCUAUCUCCACUCCAGCACUCGGCACACAUUUCCCCUUCUCACUCAUUGGCUCACAUGAGCCUGUUUGCAAAGGAUAAAUACACCGCAAAACAGCAUCACCUUUCAGAGGAACGUGUCUGGUGAAGAAGUGAGUAACUUAUAACUUUAUAAUGAUGUUAGCUAGAGAAGGCUUUGAUCCGAUGGGCGUGCUGGCCGCCGUUUUGUGCCUGGCGGUGGCAUUUUAUGGGCGGGGAGUGGCUAAGCCCUGAGUGGCAGCUGUUCCCGUGCACGUACGUGCGUGCUCCGCCGGCCCAGCUACGUAAACAAGAGACUGGAGAACAACACAGAGAGAUGAUGUCUGACGUUUUGCCAUAGUCCGUCUGAAAAGAUACCUUUAGUUCUUCACUAAACUAUUUUUUAGUUCUUUCUAUCUAAAAUAAUUAAAUUUCGCUUAUUGCUCCUUUAGACAUUAUACUAAACCAGUGGGGAAGGUUUAUGAUUCAUUAGAUUAAGUUACUCUCUGCAGCCCCAGCUUUGUGUUCCACAGACACAAAGCAACUUUAUUUUUCCAAAAAUGUGAGCCCAGGUUACUAUCCGCAAGGCUAGCACCAGAAACCCGAACUCGUCGUGAUGACGACCCCUGUUCUGUGCGAACUGUGAUCCUCCCGUCGUCACCUGGUGGUGAAGUGAACCUGACCUGUUUGCCAGUUGGAGAUUCUCAACCUGUGGCCAGUCUUAAAGUUUACAGUGUGCUUGCCUGCAUGCCUGAUAUAUAACUGACAUGUACUUACUAUUUUUUUUUCAUAAUAUUUGUCUUUAUACUGUGUUUUUUACUGUGUUACCACCUUGUUUUAUUGUCUUAUUCUUCAUCUGACGGGUUCUGAUGUUCCUGCAGUUUCCUGUUCAGUUUUUUUGUGCAGGCUCUUUAACAGGAGUCCGCAGGGUCUGGACUGUGCAAUGGAUCAAGGAGGGAGGUGGAUAUUUUGUGCCAAAUGUGUGUUUUGUGUGUGACGUGAUGUGAAUGCAGAUCAGAUCUGUGUGUGUGAAUCUCUGCCAAACUUGUGAAUAUGGACCUUAAAACGGUAUUUUCCCUGUGUGCGGUUUUCAAGAAGCAUUUUACAGAAAAAAAUCUGAAAUUUAAAACUAGAAAAUAGCUUUUAUUAUCGAAUUCCAUUUCCCAGUGGAAAGUCAGAAGGAGCUUAUUUGAGCUUCUGGUUAUCUCCUCAUCUUGCCAGCUCUGGGUUUUGCUUUACCUGCAGCGUCCCUUUAAAGAAAAAUAAAGAUGUAGAGAGGAGCUGUGAAGCUGAUGUUCAAAAGAACUGCCCACGUUUCCCCUCCACACGCACCCAGAAUCUCAUAUUUUAGCUUCUUUAGGCUUUUUGAAUCAAUGCUAAAUAUUUUUGCUAUUUAAGAACAAAUGUCAUUUCUUUGUGAUUGAGGCAUUUUUUAAGAACCUGUACUUGACUAAAGAAUUUCUGAUGUCAACUCUCUUUUUUUUAACUUGGACUCAAAAACAAAAAAGCUGAAAUAUUUUGCGUCACCCCAACAUUAGAAUUCAUUAUGUCUGCGUUUGUUUUUUUUUGGUUUCUUAAUGACCCGUUCUGUGGUGUUCCCUCUGUGUGCUGCAUCUUCCUUGUGGAACGUGUUCUCCAGAAGAGCCGUCUGCUUUCCAAACAGAAUCCUAACUCUGAGCACAUCGCUGUUUGGGCAGACAGAAGAAGGAAAUUACUAAUAAAUGUUUCAACAUCCUCA
Molecule: messenger RNA, 5876 nt
Organism: Fundulus heteroclitus (mummichog)
Lineage: Eukaryota; Metazoa; Chordata; Actinopteri; Cyprinodontiformes; Fundulidae
Product: abl interactor 2
Exons: 12
Coding region: 29-1837 (602 amino acids)
Cellular component (GO): lamellipodium
Molecular function (GO): SH3 domain binding
Source: RefSeq, a predicted model, not a curated record